AAAGUCACUAUCAAGCAUCCAAUUCCCACGAAUUUGGAGCAAAACCAAUGUUGACUUUCAACUACCUUGUUCCACGUGUCUCAUUCUCCAUACGUUCAUUUGUCACUGCUUACGUGGCUUUCUUUCCAUCAAGAAAAUCUCGUUUCCCCUGUUUCUUUCCUUAAACCCCUUUUUUCUCAUUUCACAAAAACCCUACGAUAUAAAACAAAUAAAUCAGGUGAUCAUUUUCAUUCAAGAUCUCGAAGAUAAAUAUUUUUAUAAAAAUGAGUGAAUAUAGAGCAACAAAAAUAAGGAUGGAAAGUGGUGGUGGUAUUGGGGGGUUACAUUAUUAUGGAAUAUGUACCGCCGGUGGAAUGUUCAGUGCCGGAGCUACCCAUCUCGCCGUCACCCCCCUUGAUGUCUUGAAAGUCAAUAUGCAGGUGAAUCCACUUAAGUUUCAUAGUAUUGCAUCAGGUUUAAAUAUCCUGUGGAAAGAAGAAGGUCCAUCUUCUUUGUGGAGAGGUUGGUCUGGAAAAUUAUUCGGGUAUGGUGUUCAAGGUGGAUUCAAGUUUGGUUUAUAUGAGUUCUUUAAAAGGCGUUACGCGGAUGUGCUCGCGGAUGAAAGACAUAGUGUUGUAUUUUUCCUGAGUAGUGCAUCUGCUCAAGUUUUUGCUGACAUUGCUCUUUGUCCAUUUGAAGCCGUGAAAGUCCGUGUCCAAACACAACCAAAUUUUGCAAAGGGCUUGUCUGACGGCUUUCCAAAAUUAUAUGCACGCGAAGGAAUUUCAGGGUUUUAUAAGGGACUCCUUCCACUUUGGGGACGUAAUCUUCCAUUCUCAAUGAUCAUGUUUUCAACCUUUGAACAUUCAGUGGACAUUAUUUACCGAAAGUUUGUUCAAAAGAGAAAGGAAGAAUGUUCAAGGACUCAACAACUAGGGGUUACAUGUUUGGCAGGGUAUACUGCUGGAGCUGUGGGUACUGUAAUUUCAAAUCCAGCUGAUAAUAUAGUGUCAUCUCUAUAUAACAAAAAGGCCAAUACAAUUAUGCAGGCUGCAAGGAAUAUUGGGUUGGUGAAUUUGUUCACUAGAAGUCUUCCCAUUAGAGUUGCGCUUGUUGGACCUGUUGUGACUCUGCAAUGGUUUUUCUAUGAUACUAUUAAAGUGCUUAAUGGACUGCCUACGAGUGGAGGGCUAAACAGAAGUAUAAAAGGAGCCGAUGAAGCAAGUUAUAAUUGCUAACACGGAGAUACGUCAUGGCCAUGGCACACCAAAGCUCCACAUGGAAUCACGGGCUUGGUGGGUGCUAUCAUGGCUUACCCCAAUUUAUUUUGUUGUACAAAGCUGGGCUGAUAAUAGAGAAACUAUAAAAGUUAACAUUAUUGACAGAGUACAAUCCAAUAAUGAAAAAUGGUAUUCCUCCGACUUUGGAGUAGAUUUGUAACUUGGAAGGUUGGGAAUGCCAUAGUAGGGAAUGUGGGGGCUGUCCUCCUAAUGGUUAACCACUGGUUAAAGGAGCUAAAGUCUUCUGAAUAUAUUUGUAAUACAAAAAGUUUGUAUGGAUUUUGUAGUUCAAAAGUUAAUAUCAGAUUUUGAUGGGUUAAUUGUCUAAAAA
Molecule: messenger RNA, 1590 nt
Organism: Erigeron canadensis
Lineage: Eukaryota; Viridiplantae; Streptophyta; Magnoliopsida; Asterales; Asteraceae
Product: mitochondrial phosphate carrier protein 1, mitochondrial-like
Exons: 6
Coding region: 264-1217 (317 amino acids)
Biological process (GO): mitochondrial phosphate ion transmembrane transport
Cellular component (GO): mitochondrial inner membrane
Molecular function (GO): phosphate transmembrane transporter activity
Source: RefSeq, a predicted model, not a curated record